AUGGGGUCUGAACAAAACGAUAGCACGAGCUUCACGCAAUCAACAGAGCCAAAGCUAUGUGCAAACGGAUGUGGCUUCUUCGGGUCAGCAUCAAACAUGGACCUAUGCUCGAAAUGUUACAGAAGCAUAUGUGCAGAGGAAGCACAAACAGCUGUUGCAAAAGCUGUUGUUGAGAAAUCAUUCAACGUGAAAUCAUCAUCUCCUCCUCGUAGUAGUAGUCUCUUAAAGGUGAAAUCAUCGGAGCCGGAAAAAGAAAAAGCUGUUUCUGUUGUGACUGAGCCGUCUUCAGCAGUAGUAGAAGAAGAAACGGAAGAAGCAGUUCCAGCUCCGGUUACUGAGGAGAGCGAGCCAUCGAGACCGACCGGUGUUUGUGUUGUAACAGGAAGGUUGGGAUAUUGGGUUUAA
Microthlaspi erraticum is the source of this 405-nucleotide messenger RNA. The record is from the annotation of a GenBank genome assembly. NCBI's taxonomy places the organism in Eukaryota, Viridiplantae, Streptophyta, Magnoliopsida, Brassicales, Brassicaceae.